AUGGUGGUCUCCACCACCUUUAGCUCCUAUUCCGGCAUUCUCCUUGUCCUGCUUGGUGGGUUUGCCAUCGAUAAAGCCGACAUCAGCAACGUGUGGAUCUGGGCGUAUUGGAUUUCGCCUCUCAUGUACGUGCAGAACGCCCUCCCUGUUAACGAGUUUCUCGCGCCCCGCAGGAACGUCUCCGCAGGUCCCCUCUUCCCCACCACGGCCACAAUGGGGCAGGUGUUUCUAGAGAGCCGCUCGAUCCCAAUGGAUGACAAGUGGGUCGGCAUUGGUGUGGCUGCACUUAUUGGAUACAUCCUGCUUUUCAACCUCCUCACUGUUGCCACGCUCGCUUAUCUUGAUCCUGUGAAGCUCCCACUCUUGUGGUGCUACUGCUAUGCCCUCCGUGAUUCUCCACUCUGCUCUCUUGCCUGCUCUCUUGCCUGCUCUCUUGCCUGCUCACUUGCCUGCUCACUUGCCUGCUCUCUUGCCUGCUCUCCUGCCUUCUCUCUUGCCUGCUCUCUUGCGUGCUCUCUUGCGUGCUCUCUUGCAUGCUCUCUUGCGUGCUCUCUUGCGUGCUCUCGUACCUGCUCUCGUGCCUGCCUCUCUUGCUUGCUCUUGUGCUUGCUCUCUUGCCUUCUCUCUUGCCUGCUCUCUUGCCUGCUCUCUUGCCUGCUCUCUUGCCUUCUCUCUUGCCUGCUCUCUUGCCUGCUCUCUUGCCUGCUCUCUUGCCUUCUCUCUUGCCUGCUCUCUUGCGUGCUCUCUUGCUUGCUCUCUUGCCUGCUCUCUUGCCAGCUCUCUUGCCUGCUCUCUUGCCUGCUCUCUUGCCUGCUCACUUGCCUGCUCUCUAGCCUCUGCUCUCUUACCACUCACCCCAACACACCGACUCAUCCUGAGCCCUUAAUCUCUUAUGCUGCUGUCUCUCUCUCCCGUGCGCCUCUCCCUGCAUGUGUGAGAGUGGGAUCUGCGCCAGCCAGUGGUGUUGGAGGAGCAGAUAGAGGCGUAGCAUGCCACCUCCCGUGGGACCGCCCCCAACCGGUGGUGUCGGAGGAGCAGAUAGAGGCGAAGCACACCACCCGGACGGGCGAGGUGGUGGUUGCAGCGGGCGGCAACAGGAAGCGGUCCACUCGACGUGGAGUCCCAGGCCGAGUCCACCGGGGGCAAGCAUGGCAUGGUGCUGCCAUUCGUGCCGCACUCGCUCUCCUUCCACAACGUCAGCUACUUCGUCGGCAUGCCCGCCGAGGGAGCCCCCCCCCCCCCCCCCCCGACGAGCGCCUGCAGCUGCUGCGCAAAGUGUCGGACGCGUUCCGCCCCGCGGUGCUGACAGCGCUAAUGGGCGUGUCGGGCGCGGGCAAGACGAUGCUCAUGGACGUGCUGGCGGGGAGGAAGACCGGGGGGAACAUCGAGGGGGACGUGCGCGUGUCAGGGUUCCCCAAGGUGCACGAGAAGUUUGCUCACGUGGCAGGGUUCUGCGAGCAGAGCGAGAUUCACACACCGCAGGUGACGGUGCACGAGAGCCUGCUCUUCUCCGCGUGGCUGCGCCUACCGGCUGAUGUUGACAAGGAAGUCAGAGAAGAGUUUGUGGAGGAGGUGAUGGAACUAGUGGAGUUUGAUAGUCUGCGCGACGCCAUGGUGGGGUUGCCGGGGGUCAAUGGGCUCUCCACGGAGCAGCGCAAGCACCUCACCAUCGCCGUCAAGCUCUGA
Molecule: messenger RNA, 1686 nt
Organism: Closterium sp. NIES-65
Lineage: Eukaryota; Viridiplantae; Streptophyta; Zygnematophyceae; Desmidiales; Closteriaceae
Source: the annotation of a GenBank genome assembly